AUGUCUAAGAGUCUGUUUGGACAGGGGAAGAAACCUCUAGAUACGUUUUUCUGGGUAAACAAGAUAACUGGAGAAAUCACCUAUCCCCUGAAGACAGAUGUACUUGAAGCUUCUCCAGCUUCUCUGGAGAACCCCCAAGAUAGGCCCAGAUCUCAGCAUGGGAGCGUGCGGGCUCCUUCCAGUGACCAGGGUCUGUCCAGCACACCUGCACAGACUGUCCUUUCACCUCCUUCUAAGACUUCGCUGAAAGACACUGGCUCAAGAAAUUCCCUCCCAUCUGCACCAACCUAUGGCCUGGCUAAGGCUGGACCAAGGAGCACCCUCCCCUUCUCCCCACCCCCCACGCCCAGCCAAUCUCAGCAAUUCCUGUCACCAUCUCACCACCAGGAGGCGCUCCACCAACAUGAGGCGCCCUUGGACCAGCAGCCUGCCCCCAGUGUCUUCCUUUCUUCCCAGCCCUUCUGUCCCCUGGGCCUUCACCUGCAAGCUGAAAAGUGUCCUUAA
Molecule: messenger RNA, 504 nt
Organism: Lynx canadensis (Canada lynx)
Lineage: Eukaryota; Metazoa; Chordata; Mammalia; Carnivora; Felidae
Gene: CC2H3orf86
Product: chromosome C2 C3orf86 homolog
Source: RefSeq, a predicted model, not a curated record